AUGGCAGACAACGAUCAGAACAUCGAACAGUGGAAGAUCAAGCAGCUUAUACGCUCACUUGAAGCUGCCAAAGGCAAUGGAACAAGUAUGAUCAGCCUGAUCAUUCGUCCGAAAGAUGAAAUUCCAAGGAUCAAUAAAAUGCUGGCAGAUGAAUAUGGUACAGCAUCGAACAUUAAAUCACGGGUCAACCGGUUAUCGGUUCUAGGUGCUAUUACCUCUACACAACAAAAGUUGAAACUUUACAAUCGCACGCCCCCAAAUGGAUUAGUAUUGUACUGUGGCACAGUUAUCACAGAUGAUGGCAAAGAAAAGAGGGUGUCGCUAGAUUUUGAACCUUUCAAACCAAUAAACACCUCACUGUACCUGUGUGAUAACAAGUUCCACGUAGAAGCGCUGAAGGAACUGCUGGAAUCUGAUGAUAAAUUCGGGUUCAUUAUCAUGGAUGGUAAUGGAGCUCUAUACGGUACUCUCCAAGGCUCUUCAAAAGAGAUACUCCAUACGUUCAGUGUGGACCUUCCAAAGAAACACGGUAGGGGUGGACAGUCUGCGUUACGUUUCGCACGUCUACGUAUGGAAAGACGACACAACUACGUAAGGAAAGUAGCAGAAAAUGCUGUAUUGAUGUUUAUUACUAAUGAUAAGGUCAAUGUAACAGGACUCAUAUUAGCAGGAAGUGCCGAUUUCAAAAACGAUCUCAUGGGAUCAGACAUGUUUGAUCAACGUCUGGCUGCAAAGGUGUUGAAAAUUGUUGAUGUAUCUUAUGGUGGUGAAAAUGGGUUCCAACAGGCCAUAGAACUAUCGUCAGAAUGCCUAACAAACGUCAAAUUCAUACAAGAAAAGAAAUUAAUCACUAAAUUCUUUGAAGAAAUAUCACAAGAUACUGGAAAGUAUGUAUUUGGCGCAAAGGAAACUAUAGACGCACUAGAAAACGGUACAGUAGAAACUUUACUAGUUUUCGAAGCACUGGAAGUUAUAAGAGUCGCACUACAUAACCCACAUACAGGAGAGGAUACGGUCAUUUUCCUCUCUAACGAGAGCGAGCGCAGGGACGAGGAUUUCAAAGAUACCAAGAAUAAUGUAGAUCUGGAAACUGUAGAUCGCAAACCACUAACAGAAUGGAUUGUAGAAAACUAUUCAAACUAUGGAGCUACAUUACACUUUGUAAGUAACAAGUCACAAGAAGGAGCGCAGUUCCAAAUGGGUUUCGGUGGGAUAGGCGGUUUCUUAAGAUACCGGCUAGAUAUGACGGAGUACUAUGACGAGGAUCUAGACGACGAUGACAACUUCAUGUGA
Messenger RNA from Babesia sp. Xinjiang, 1293 nucleotides. RefSeq names its product Eukaryotic peptide chain release factor subunit 1 (gene erf1). NCBI's taxonomy places the organism in Eukaryota, Apicomplexa, Aconoidasida, Piroplasmida, Babesiidae. Gene Ontology annotation, biological process: cytoplasmic translational termination. Gene Ontology annotation, molecular function: sequence-specific mRNA binding; translation release factor activity, codon specific. The transcript has 3 exons. The record is from RefSeq and is a predicted model, not a curated record. Gene Ontology annotation, cellular component: cytosol; translation release factor complex. The coding region runs from base 1 to 1293 and encodes 430 amino acids.